Messenger RNA from Penicillium verrucosum, 1194 nucleotides. RefSeq names its product PRCC domain-containing protein. Bases 1 to 1194 code for a protein of 397 amino acids. NCBI's taxonomy places the organism in Eukaryota, Fungi, Ascomycota, Eurotiomycetes, Eurotiales, Aspergillaceae. The record is from RefSeq and is a predicted model, not a curated record. The transcript has a single exon. Gene Ontology annotation, cellular component: nucleus.
AUGGCGCUAGUAAGCUACACUGACUCUGAAGGCUCAGACGCUGAGCCAGAUACUACACCCGCACCUGCGCCCCAGAUUAGCAAGGCAAAGACACUCGGCUCCAAAACUGGGUUUCAUGUCGAGCGCAGCGACUCGGGCAAGAUCCGCGUCGCAAUUCCAGAAAUCAAACCUGAGCACCCAUCCGGCGAUGACACCGAAGAUGGUCCGCGCAAAAAGGCUCGGUUAGGUGGAGGAGGAGGCCUGUCGGGAUUCAACGCUUUCCUUCCAGCGCCGAAACGAACACUCGAAAAGAAAGCACCAGUGGCGACAACACGAAAAGCGUUUAGUCUCAAGACAGGAGCAGGCCCUGGAUUUGAUCGCACAGCAGAUGCGGAGAUGAAGAAUGAUUACGCAUUCGAAAAUAUAGCGGGAGAUGCGGAGGACACCACAUCUGCACCCAGCAAUUCAAACCCCGACACUGCACCAGAUGCAUUGGCGGAGACAGUGAAAACCCCAGCGGAGGUCAAAUUGCAAGGAAAUCCGAUGAUGUUCCGGCCGUUGUCCGUCGGACGACCUCAAAAGAAGAGAAAGACAACCAAGAUUGCUGAACAACCAACUCCCUCCUCAUCAGCAGCAGCGUCGAAGUCUGCUCAACCUCUACAGCAAGCCCCUACCCCUGCACCUGCGCCACCGCCACCAAAACCCAAAGUCAGUCUCUUCUCUCUAUCCACCGAUGAGGCCACUUCCCAGCCAGCCCCGGCACCUGGACCAUCAGCCACCUACCAGCCACUGGUAUACAACGCCGAAGGCGAAGAAGUAUCGGCAGCUGAUCCAGUACUCGCCGAACCCGCACCAAUUGCCGUUGGGCAUUCAACAGCAACAGUAUCAACCAAUCCUACAUCAUCCUUGGACAGCAUUGCCAACGAUCUGAACUUGUCCAAAGCCGAAAGACGCCAGCUCUUCGGUCGGAAUGCCAUACCGUCCCAGUCACAGGUCCGUACCUUCAACACAGACGAGGAGUACGCGUCAAACCAUGUUCUGGCGCAAGGAGAGCUGGCCGGAACACAACACAACCCUGUGCGCUCUAUUGCGCCGGGCAAGCAUACUCUCCAGCAAUUGCUCAAUGUUGCAAGCUCUCAGAAGGAGGCAUUGGAGGAAAGCUUUGCAACAGGUCGGAGAAACAAGAAGGAAGCUGGAUCCAAGUACGGAUGGUAG